UAAUUUCAAAGUCACAGCUUGAAGAGACCAUGAAGAAAUUCACAGAAGAACAUCAUAAAUCUGUAGAGAGAGGAUUCGACAACGUGUUCGCCGAGUUCGACAAUGCCUACGUAGCAGUAAGGGAUAAGUUCGAAAACCAAAAGAAAGAAGAGGGUGUAUGUGCCAGAGUGAGAAUACGAAUAGUACAAGAAGCAGUUCUUACACGAGAUGCAUUCAAUGGAAAGCUUGAGAUUGAAAAUGGCGAGAAUUCUGCUUUAACAAAUAUUAAAGUGGAGCUUCACAUCUUCAAAUCGGAAGAUGUAACUCAAGAACAUAUGAUAGAGCAUUUUGCAAUAGGAGAUCCAGAUCUAAACGGAAUAAGCGCGGUGGAUGGUUCGGGGAGUCUAGCUAAAGGGAAAAGUGGGUCUGCCGAAUGGUUGAUCAUCCCUUAUUCAACAGCUGCGCCAACUGAGGACGUCCUAUACGACAUCGGAGGUGUGCUCACCUACUUUGU
This is a messenger RNA of Owenia fusiformis, 493 nucleotides long. The record is from the annotation of a GenBank genome assembly. NCBI's taxonomy places the organism in Eukaryota, Metazoa, Annelida, Polychaeta, Sabellida, Oweniidae.